UGAAGACGACAGACGGACCCAGAGAGAGGAAGACGAGCUGGAAAACACACUGAUAGGUAACCGUCCUGCAGGGAAUCGGAUGUUUACCGGGUUUAGUUUGGAAAAAGCAGAAGAAGGAGGCGGUUGCUAGGCAGUACAGAAGUUGGGGUGGAGCUUGAAAAUGUCAAUAUGGCCCCUCUGCUGCCCCCUGUUGGUACGGAGAUGUUUAGACGCUUCACACCAGCCUCACUGGAGGAAAUUCAGCGAAAGCAUGAAGCUGAAGCGAAGCAGCAGCAAAUCAGAAAGGAUAAGAACAUCAAGAUAGCAAAGAAGUAUCUUCCUAAACCGGCAGGCGAUCUGGAGGAUGGGCAGCCCCUCCCCUUGUUUUAUGGAGACCGCGCCCAGGAGUUUCUCAACAUCCCAUUGGAGGACAUGGACCCCUUCUACCAAUCACACAAGACCUUCAUCGUUCUCAGCAAAGGAAAAACCAUCUACAGGUUCAAUGCCGAACCAGCUUGUUACCUGCUGAGUCCCUUCAACUCUCUGAGGAUCUUCUCCAUCAGGAUCCUCAUCCAUUCUUUAUUCAGUUUUUUCAUCAUGGCGGCUAUCCUGACUGACUGUGUGUUCAUGACCAUGAGUGACCCUCCAGCAUGGAGCAAGACGGUGGAAUAUGUGGUCAUGGUGAUCUACACGUUUGAGGUAAUCGUCAAAGUGUUAUCCAGAGGGUUCUGCGUGGGAGACUUCACCUACCUCAGAAACCCCUGGAACUGGCUGGAGUUCAUGGUCAUCAACAUGAUAUACCUGGCAGAGUUUACCCUCUUUCGAGAUGUAUCAGCACUGAGGCCAUUCAGAGUUCUUCGAGUCCUGAAAAUCAUCACAGUAUUCUCUGGUUUAAGGACAAUCUUCAGUGCCGUCAUCCAGUCGGUGAAGAAGCUGCGUGAUGUCAUGAUUCUGACCUUCUUUUUUCUUAGCAUCUUUGCUCUGAUUGGUCUUCAGCUGUUCAUGGGAAACCUCAGACAAAAAUGCGUUAUUACGUCGUCAUACAAUAGAAACCUAUCAGAGGGAGCUUUCAACAUCAGUUCCCACGAAAACAACAGCAGUGACUUUGAUUUCAACACACACGUUAACAACCCAGACAAUUAUUACCACCUACCUGGUCAUCUUGAUGCGCUGCUGUGUGGAAACAGCUCUGAUGCAGGGACCUGUCCAGAGGGAUACAUGUGUCUGAAGGCAGGGAGAAACCCAAACUAUGGGUAUACCAGCUACGACAGUUUCAGCUGGGCGUUUCUGUCUCUGUUCAGACUCAUGACUCAGGACUUCUGGGAAAAUCUCUUCCACCUGACGCUGCGGGCGGCAGGUAAAACCUACACCAUCUUCUUCGUGGUCGUCAUCUUCCUUGGUUCCUUCUACCUCAUGAACCUCAUCCUGGCGGUGGUGGCCAUGGCGUACGCUGAGCAAAACAGGGCGAACAUCGCCAAGGCCAAACAGAGAGAAAGGGAGUAUGCCCGCAUCCUUAAGGAGUUAAAGGAAAGAGAAGAGAAGAUGGUCAAGAGGGCGGCGCCGUUGGAGAAAAACGGCUCUGCUUCACAUGAGGACGAUAACACCAGGGAUGACCUAGAGGACGACCAGAGGCCGCGUUCGUCACGCUGGUUCAUCUUUGCUGACACCUUCCUGAAGUGGGAUUGUUGUGGCUGUUGGAGACGGUUGAAAAAGCUUCUGCAUACUGUUGUCAUGGAUGCAUUUGUGGACGUCGCCAUCACCAUGUGCAUUGUCCUCUACACUGUCUUGAUGGCCAUUGAGCAUUAUCCAGCGACUACGGAGGUUGAGGAGCUUAUCAGCAUUGGAAACCUGGUGCUGACAGGCAUCUUAACAGCUGAGAUGGUUCUCAAAAUUCUGGCGAUGGAUCCAUAUCAUUACUUUCAGGAAGGCUGGAAUAUCUUCGAUAGCAUCAUCGUCACAAUGAGUCUGGUGGAUCUGGGACUGGCUGGUGUUCAUAGUCUCGCUGUGUGGCGGCCCUGCAGAUUGAUUAGAGUGUUUAAGCUCGCCAAGUCGUGGCCGGCUUUCAACGUGUUGAUAAAGAUCAUCCGCAACUCUCUGAGAGCCCUGGGGAACUUGACGCUGCUUCUCGCCAUCUUUGUCUUCAUCUUCACUGUAUUUGGGAUGCAGUUGCUUGAAAAGAGCUACAAAGAUCAUGUCUGUCCCAUUGCCUUGGAUUGUGAGCUUCCUCGCUGGCACAUGAACGACUUCUUUCAUGCCUUCCUCGUCAUCUUCAGGAUGCUGGUUGGCGAGUGGAUUGAGACAAUGUGGGACUGUAUGGAAGUCGCAGGGAAGCCUACAUGCCUGAUUGUCUACAUGAUGGUAGUGGUGAUCGGAAAACUAGUGGUUCUGAAUCUGUUCCUAGCCUUGCUGCUAAGCUCAUUCAGUGGGGAUAAUCUUGCAGUUACUGAAGAUGAAGGAGAGAAUAAUCUCCAGAUUGUGAUAAACCGGAUCAGCAGGGGCACAGCAAGGACUAAGGCCCGGUUCUGGACUUUGGUGGGAAAGAAAACAAACGUAAACUCAGAUGUAAAUGAUGUAACUUGUGAAGAAGGCGACAAAUCAAAGGAAAUUUUACCUCUGACAAUCGUAAAUUCACAGCAAUCGGUGGUAAAAGUCCAAGACCCCGAAGAAACCAAAACCUGCUUCGAAGCCAAAUCUGACUCUGAGAUAUCAAAAAGUAAAGAUGAUGAGGAUAAUGAGGAGGAAGACAAAGAUGAACAACUUCCACAAGGUGAAAAGUCUUUGGACUGCAGCGACAUGGAGAGAUUUCCUGUAAUCUCAAUAGUGAAAGAGGUAGAAAGCACUCCUGACGAUUGUUUCACAGAAAAGUGUUACAGUUGCUGUCCAUGCCUGGAUAUAGACACGUCCCAGAGCAUAGGAAGGAUCUGGUUACAUAUCAGAAAAACUUGCAUCGCCAUCGUAGAGUCCAAGUACUUUAAGUCAUUCAUCAUCAUGGUGAUCCUGCUGAGCAGUGCAGCUCUGGCCUUUGAGGACAUCUACAUUGAGCAGCGCCGGGACAUCAAGAUAAUUCUGGAAUAUGCAGAUCAGGUUUUCAACUUCGUGUUUGUGGUGGAGAUAAUUCUCAAGCUGAGCGCCUCUGGAUGUAAAACCUUCUUCUCCAACGCCUGGUGCUGGCUGGACUUCCUUAUUGCAGAUGUGUCUCUGGUGUUACUGUCAGCAAGCAUCCUGGGAUACUCUGAGCUGGGAGCUAUCAAAACUCUGAGGACUCUGAGAGCAUUGAGACCCCUUAGAGUCUUGUCUUGCUUUGAGGGCUUGAGGGUAAGACUGGCAGUUUAAAUCGUGAUAUAUUACUGUCUGGUUGGUUUAGCAUUUCACUCACUCCUGUCGUAUCUGCUGGCGGUUAAUGCCUUGGUUGGUGCCAUCCCCUCCAUCUUCAACGUGCUGCUGGUCUGUCUGAUCUUCUGGCUCAUCUUUAGCAUCAUGGGUGUGAACCUGUUUGCAGGGAAGUUUUAUCACUGCUUCAACGAAACAUCAGAGGAGCGUUUCCUUCCUGAGGAUGUCAACAAUAAAACCCAGUGUCUCGAUUUGAUUGAGAAGGGCUCCUCCGAGGUUCGCUGGAAGAACACAAAGAUCAAUUUUGACAACGUUGGGAUGGGCUACCUGUCUCUGCUGCAAGUGGCCACAUUUAAAGGCUGGCUGGACAUCAUGUAUGCAGCGGUGGACUCCAGAGAGGUGGAGUCUCAGCCAGUGUAUGAGGACAACCUGUUCGUCUACUUGUACUUUGUCUGCUUCAUCAUCUUUGGCUCCUUCAUUCCUUUCUGCCUCUUCAUCACUUCACUCAUCAACUUCAACCAGCGUAAACCAAAGCCUGUAGAAAUAGAACCGCCGAUAAAAUGGAUGCCCAGAGAGCCUCCGCCCCGACCGACGAACAAGUUUCAGGGUCUAGUCUUCGACCUUGUGACCCAUCCGUUUUUUGACAUCUUCAUCAUGGUGUUGAUCUGCCUUUUCACGUUGAUGAUGAUGGUGGAAACAGACGACCAGAGUCCGGAGAUGGAAGAAAUCCUGUACUGGGUCAACUUCGUUUUCAUCAUGAUCUUCAGCACAGAGUGUUGUCUCAAAAUCUUUGCUCUACGAAAGCAUUACUGUUAUGAUGGGUGGAACAUAUUUGACCUUGUGGUGAUAAUAUUCUCUAUUGUUGGUUUAUCUUUUCAUACUCUCUUCCGUGUGACCCGACUGGCUCGCAUUGGCCUGAUCCUCCGUCUCAUUCGCAGAGCCAAGAGAAUUAGAAAGCUGUUGUUUGCAUUCAGAAAGUCCCUUCCUGCUGUAUUCAACCUAUGCAUCCUCCUCUUCAUCAUCAUGUUUGUCUUCUCCAUCUUUGGGAUGUCGAAUUUUGCUUACGUGAAGCAGGGGGCCAUGAUGGAUGACUUGGUGAACUUUGAGACCUUUGGGAACAGUAUGAUCUCCAUGUUUACGAUCACCACAUUAGCUGGAUGGGACGGUCUUCUCUAUCCCAUCAUGAACACACCUCCAGACUGUGAUCCAGACUUUGAAAACCCAGGCACGUCUGUCAGGGGCAACUGCGGCAGCCCGGCAGCAGGCAUUGUCUUCUUGACUUUGUAUAUCAUUGUGUCCUUUCUGGUGGUGGUCAAGAUACAGAUCACCAUCAUCCUGGAGGUAUUUAACGUCGCUGCAGAGGAGAGCGCCAACACACUAUCUGAGUACAGCAUUGAUAUGUUCUAUAAAACCUGGGAGAGGUUUGACCCACAAGCUUCGCAAUUUAUUCACUACAGUGAGCUGUCAGAUCUCUGUGAUGCUCUACCGGAUCCUCUCAGGAUCCCCAAGCCCAACACCGUCAACCUGCUACAAAUGGACCUGCCUUUGGUUCAAGGAGACAGGGUCCACUGUCUGGACGUCCUGCUAGCUCUCACUGAGGAGGUUUUUGGUGAAUCCCAGGCAACAGAGGAACUAAAGUCAACCAUGGAGUGGAAGUUCCUGGCCAAAAUUGCUUCAGAGGAGAGUUUAAGACCAAUCGUCAGCACCUUUCGAAAGAAACACGAGGAGAUGGCAGCAACAGCGAUCCAGAGAGCCUACAGGAGACACGUUCAGGAGCGAGGGAACAAGCAGGAGUCCUACCAGUAAAUGGAAAAGACAGAGGGACAGGGGGACAAUCUGUCUCCACCAGAGACGGAGGGAUUUCUCUGUAAACCAAUGGCUCAGCUGUACGGAGACAGUCUUAAAACUCUUUAACAGAAGGUUUGCCUUUCACCAAAUGUGAAAAUUAGUUUCUGGAAGCGAAGCGGAGGAGGUUGGGUCAGGCAGCAAUGAUAAGUGAUGCAGCAAAGGAUUAUAGGAAGUUUAAUUGAAGUCGCAUUUUUGAGGAAAGGAAAUUUUAUUUACAUUUCAGGAACAAGAAAAUACAAAGUGCUUGGCCGAGUGACAUAUAUACGAUAGUGGCGAUAUUAUAUUGGAUAUCGAUAUUUUCCCAAAUUUUCAGAUAUAUCAAGAAAGAAUAAAAGAGAAAGUACAGAUUGUACUCCUUAACCUUAAAGUAAAAACGUAUAGCUUUUACAAAUAUUUUAACAAAUAUUUUCACCUCCAAAGGACUUCAGAGGUCUAGUAAACUAAAACAAAGUUUUAAUCAUAUUAAGUACAUUAGCUUUUAUGUUUUGCUCAUAACUUGUUACAUUUUAAAAAUUAUUGAUAGAAUCUGUUUUUUCUUCCAACCGAAUUGAAAUGUACAGCAGUCACACAUACGCAGAAUACUUUGUGAGAUUCGAUACUCCACCAAACCUGAAUUUAACAGAAGUUGUGUUGAUUUAAACCACUUUUCCAUUUUAGCAAGAAGUUAAAGCAUUUUAAUUAACAUAUAAACUUCAUAUCUGUUUUAAUUUUAUUUUUUUUUUAUAGACAAAUAUGUUGCUUUGUAACUGUGUAUUGUUUUUGCAGAUGUUUUCUGUGGAAAGCAAGACAUAUGACUAAAAAAAACCUGCAAAGAAUUGCAUGAUUUCUCACCAGAUGAACCACCUUCGUAAUGCCUUAAUUAAUGGUCGUAUUUACCGAUUCUUUUAGUUUAUAACUUAUAUGAAGAAGCUGGUUUUACACCUUUCAUUCAUACUCAGCUAAAUGUGAACUAAUCAUGUUGAACUAAUCAUUCCAUUAAGUUGUUUGUUAAUGGGAUUUUGUUGUAUUUAACUAUAUACCAUCUAAUUAUAACUGGACAAUGACAUUGUCAUAAAUUCUGUAUCAGUUGUUGUUUGCAGAAAUGCAUUUUCACUUGUUAUUGUUGUUAUCCAAUAUUUCAUGCAUAUUUUUGUCUACCAUUAUUUUCAGUAAACAUUAAACGUUUUGUUUAGACCUUA
Messenger RNA from Poeciliopsis prolifica (blackstripe livebearer), 6335 nucleotides. Its product is annotated as sodium channel protein type 4 subunit alpha B-like. Gene Ontology annotation, molecular function: voltage-gated sodium channel activity. Gene Ontology annotation, biological process: sodium ion transmembrane transport; neuronal action potential; membrane depolarization during action potential. NCBI's taxonomy places the organism in Eukaryota, Metazoa, Chordata, Actinopteri, Cyprinodontiformes, Poeciliidae. Gene Ontology annotation, cellular component: voltage-gated sodium channel complex; axon; plasma membrane. The record is from RefSeq and is a predicted model, not a curated record.